Messenger RNA from Tachysurus vachellii, 5766 nucleotides. RefSeq lists its product as uncharacterized. Gene Ontology annotation, molecular function: aspartic-type endopeptidase activity; nucleic acid binding. NCBI's taxonomy places the organism in Eukaryota, Metazoa, Chordata, Actinopteri, Siluriformes, Bagridae. Bases 401 to 4213 code for a protein of 1270 amino acids. The record is from RefSeq and is a predicted model, not a curated record. The transcript has 2 exons. Gene Ontology annotation, biological process: DNA integration; proteolysis.
AUCAGGUUACUGAUAUAAUAUGUGUGUAUUGGUCCACUAGAUGGCAAUAGAGUGUGAGGUAUGUGCGGAUACAGUAGUACUGAAGAAGAGUUGUUGUAGUCUCGUGCAAGCCAAGCAAAGUGAAUGUAGUCACAACAUAUUCUGUCCGUUCCUUAUUAUAUAAUUAUCUGAUGUUAAUAAAAUAAAGACCUUAAGACCUCAGGAGCUUUAUUGAAAACAUCACAUGGUGUCAGAAGUGGAGCGCUAUUGACGUGAUGGCAAAGUUUCAACCCCCGGGAAAUUUCGACUUCAGCCACCCCCAAGAUGGCCAGAAUGGCACCAAAGGUUUCACCACUACAGGAUAGCCACUAAACUGGACAAGGAAGAGGCUGAAGUGCAGGUCUGUACGCUGCUUUAUUCGAUGGGAAAAGAAGCGGAACAGGUGUAUCAGACAUUUACGUUCGGAGAGGGUGAGAGAGAAAGAGAGGAUUAUGAUAACGUGAUCAGAAAGCUUGAUGACUACUUUGUACCAAAAGUUAAUGUUAUUCAUGAGCGUGCACGAUUUCACAUGAGAGUUCAGAGGCCAGGAGAAAUGGCCGAAGAAUAUAUUCGCAGCCUGCAUGAGCUAGCCAGUACAUGUGACUUCGGGGCAGCAAAGGAUGAAAACAUUCGCGAUCGGCUUGUGAUUGGGAUUUUAGACAGAAAGCUGUCGGAAAAGCUCCAAUUAAUGCCCGAUUUGACGCUCAAUCACGCCAUAGAGCUCGUGAGACAGUCUGAACAGGUACGAGGACACGUUAAUGAACAAGCUGCGUGUGUUAGUACUCAAAUCAGUGAAGUGACUGGUGCCAGAGGAAAAUCACAUUACAGUGGAAGAGGUAGACAACACAUAGCCGCAAAACGAAAUCAGACAGAAAAAACAACGGAAUGGAGAUGUAAAAGAUGUGGAAGAAAUCAUGGAAAAGGGGACACAUGCCCAGCAAAAAGUGCUGAAUGUCGCAAAUGCAGAAAAAGAGGUCACUUUGCUGCAGUUUGUAGAACCAGAGCAGUCCAUGAAGUCACCAAACCACCAGAGGGCAGCAACGUCACACACUUCCUUGGUGAGUUGACGCAAAGUAAUGAUGUAAAUGGACCAUGGAUGGUCACACUUCCAAUUCAAGGCACAGACGUAGACUUUAAAAUUGACAUGGGUGCUGACAUAAGCGUACUUUCCGAGAUAACGUUCUCUGUUUUGAAGUACAAGCCACAACUCAAGGAUGUGAAUGUGAAACUCGAGAGCCCAGGGGGAACAUUGCACUGCAAAGGACAGUUUACAGCCGUCACAGUCUACAGAGAUAAGCAGUACAGUUUUGAUGCGUUUGUCGUGGCUGGUUCCCACAUACACAAUCUUCUCGGGCGAGACACAGCCAGUGCUAUGGGCUUAGUGAAAAGGUUGGAAGAGCUUCAACCCAUGUCCUCACCUGGACUUGGUUUAGUAAAGAUCAAUCCUAUCAAAAUCUGCUUGAAAGAGAAUGCAGUACCCUACAGUGUCCACACUGCACGUCGAGUGUCCAUACCUUUACUCUCAAAAGUUAAAGCCGAGCUAGAGAGAAUGGUUAAAUGUGGUGUUAUUCAGGAAAUCACUGAACCUACUGAAUGGUGCGCCCCUAUGGUAGCUGUUCCAAAGAAGACGGGGCAAAUCAGAAUCUGCGUCGAUCUAAAGCAACUAAAUAAAGCUGUCAAAAGGGAGAAAUUUGUGCUGCCAACGAUCGAUGAUAUUCUUCCUAAGUUAGCACAUGCUGAAGUUUUCUCACUCCUUGAUGCUGCUAGCGGUUUCUGGCAACUGCCACUUGAUAUGGAAUGUGCGAAACUAAAAACAUUUAUUACUCCUUUUGGGAGAUAUUUCUUCCGUAGACUCCCAUUUGGAAUAACGAGUGCACCAGAAAUCUUCCAGCGUGAAAUGUCAGCAAUCCUCAACGAUGAAAAAGGAGUCGCAGUGUUCAUGGAUGAUAUUUUAGUUUAUGGCAACACUCCUGAGGAACAUGAGCAGCGAUUGCAGAGGGCUCUGAAAGUCAUUGACCGGGCAGGUUUGCAGCUGAAUGAGGAUAAGUGUCUACUGAGACAGAAUCAACUCAAGUAUUUAGGACACGUCAUAGACAAGGAGGGCAUACGGCCUGAUACAGCCAAAGUCGAAGCUAUUACACGCCUGGAAAAGCCACAGAACAUCUCAGAACUACGGAGAAUGCUGGGGAUGAUUCACUACCUGGGGAGGUAUGUUCCUCAUCUCUCUGAUGUCAUUCGACCUCUAAAUGAACUGUUAAAAAGUGAUGUUAUAUGGUACUGGGGUCCUGCGCAAGAGGAAGCAUUUCAUAACGUGAAACAAGUAAUCACAGAAGCUCCUGUUCUUGCGUUUUAUGAUGUCACAAAGCCCACAGUUGUCAGCGCUGAUGCCAGCAGUUAUGGACUGGGGGGUGUCUUGCUGCAAGACCAUGACGGGCAACUAAAACCAGUGGCCUACUGCUCCAGGGUGCUGACAGAUGCUGAAAAACGGUAUGCCCAGAUCGAAAAGGAGUGCCUGGCAGCCGUGUGGUCCUGUGAGAGAUUUUCACGGUUCCUGUACGGACUAGAAAGUUUUAUAUUACAAACUGACCAUAAACCACUCAUUCCAUUGAUCAACGCGAAGGAUUUGGAUUCGGUACCUCUGAGAUGUCAAAGGCUGUUAUUACGAAUGAUGCGAUACAAUCCUGAGGCGCAGUAUGUACCAGGUAAACAACUGGUGGUCGCCGACGCGCUGUCUCGUCACCCUCAGCCCGCCAUUUCAGCAGAGGUUUCUGAAUUAGUGCAGGAAGUGGAGUCUUACGAGAAUGCUGUCAGUGAUGCAUGGCCUAUCUCUCAACCUAAGCUGGAUUCUGUGAAGAAAGAGACAGGACUGGAUUAUGAACUACAAAUGGUGAAGAAGUAUGUGGCUGAUGGUUGGCCUAGAUAUGCAGCCAACGUCCCUCAAACUUUGAAAUCAUACUACAGUGCACGUCAUCACCUGUCAGUUUUCCAGGACCUUGUGCUCUAUGAUGAUAGAAUCAUAAUUCCCCAAACAAUGAGGUCAGACAUACUCCAGAGAUUGCAUAGCGGUCACCAAGGCAUUGUGAAAUGUAGGGAGAGAGCGAAAUGUAGUGUGUGGUGGCCUGGAUUAAGUAAAGAAAUCCAGUCGCUUAUUAACAACUGCAAAGACUGUCUGGAAACAAGACCUACCCAGAAAAGGGAGCCACUUCUAACCACUCCACUGCCAAACCGCCCAUGGGAGAAAAUUGGUGCUGAUAUAUGUGAAGUAGAUAAGCAGCAUUAUUUGAUAGUUGUGGAUUAUUUCUCGAGGUAUAUUGAUAUAGCUCACCUUUCGGACCUGUCAGGAAAAACAACACGUGCUUGUUUACAGAACAUGUUCGCACGAUGGGGCUGUCCCAAUGUUUUGUUUUCGGACAAUGGGCCUCAGUUUAGUGGACGAGCUUUUAGAGACUUUGCAAGAGACUAUGAUUUUCAACAUGUUACCUCGAGUCCUCACUAUGCACAAUCAAACGGUGAAGCUGAAAGAGCUGUGCAAACAGCUAAAAAGAUCUUGAAACAAUCAGACCCAUUUGCAGCUCUGAUGAGCUACCGAGCCACACCCAUUCAGGCUACGGGUGUGAGUCCCUCACAGCUUAUGAUGGGUAGACGGAUAAGAACCACAGUUCCCACAUUGGAGUCAAACCUGCAGCCUGAGUGGCCAGAUCUUCAUCAGGUGAGAAAGUUGGAUUGUAAAGCUAAAGGAAGCUAUCGAAAAUAUUACAACAAAAGGAACAAUGUUCGUACAUUACCUGAGAUUUCACCCUGUGCUUCCGUGGCAGUGAAAUUGGAUGAUGAGAGAGGAUGGAUAAGGUCUGGAACAGUACUUGAGAAGUGUGAGUUACCGCGGUCUUACAUUAUACAAUCUGAGGCUGGAUUACUUAGACGAAACCGGCGACAUCUAAUGCCUACACCCAGUGACAAAGGACCGACAUCUACUUCAGCUUCGCAAACUCAAGUACAGCAAGAAAUCAACAGUCCCGACCAUCUUGCAAAAGAAAUGCUUAAUGCUGUUCCGAACAUUCCAGAGUCAAUUGAACAACCUGCAAUUAAUUCACCUGAGUCAGAUUCUAGCCAAACAACAGUUCCCUCACCAAAGGUGGUGAAAACAAGAUCUGGACGAUCUGUCUUAAUUCCACAGAAGUAUAAAGACUUUGUGUAAAUGGCUUGAGAAAAUAGCAAAAGAGGUUAAGUGGUAAUGACAUAAGAAAAUGAGUUCAGUUCGACCCUGUAUGACUUUGUUUAAAAGUUGUUAAGAAUUAUAUUGUUUUAUACAGUAUUUUCUGUUACAUGUUAAGUAACUCAUAAGGAAGGGUGAUGUGAUGUAAUCAGGUUACUGAUAUAAUAUGUGUGUAUUGGUCCACUAGAUGGCAAUAGAGUGUGAGGUAUGUGUGGAUACAGUAGUACUGAAGAAGAGUUGUUGUAGUCUCGUGCAAGCCAAGCAAAGUGAAUGUAGUCACAACAUAUUCUGUCCGUUCCUUAUUAUAUAAUUAUCUGAUGUUAAUAAAAUAAAGACAUUAAGACCUCAGGAGCUUUAUUGAAAACAUCACAAAGAUCAUCCAGAAAGUACCUGAAGAAUCAGAACCAGAGACCUCGAUUUCCUCUUUAGACACUGCCAGUAUGUCCUCCCCAUCUGAUAGCUCAAACCAGAGUUUCCCCUUUGUGUCUGUGAGACAGCGUGAAAUGUCUCAGUGGCCAUCUCCUUUUCCGAUUCCCAAGUUCUCUUAUGGUGUUGAGUUACGGCUUGAGAAAGGGAAUGAGAAUUUUAAAGAAGAAGGAACACUGCUCACAGUACCAAGAGAAAUGAAAAUGGCUAUCCUGGAUAGCAUAGCUCAGGCAAUUUUUUCAUUCAAAGCUUACCCAAACAAUCAAGAGUUGGAGUCUGUGUCUGCUGCACUGAUUGAAAAGUAUCCAUGUCUGAAGGACCCAGGCUCAGGAACAGGUUAUCACAGCUGGACUAUGGGCAUCAAAUAUUAGGUUGGGAACUACUGUCAGAAACUACGAACGGCAGGUUGCUCUGAAGUCACUGUGAACCAAAAAAGUGAGCAAAGUCUGGAAACUUCCUGGAGUCUUGCCUGGACACAGACCCAGAAGACACUCAUACAAAAGGGAUGAAGAUGGGGGUCUUAACUAUCAUUGAAGAUGAUGUUGCCACUAUCCAUUCAAACCCAAAUGUAAGGUGCCGGUCUGUAGUUGUGCUGGAUAAUGUGCAAGACCUCCCUACAGCUGUUGCGCUCCUAUUUGGCUUGAUUUAUUCCAUCAACAUUAGCUAUCCUAAAGAACUAAAAUACACUUUUGGAACUCGUCAGAAAGUGUUUAUUGGCCUUGACCCCCAGUGCUCUGCAAGAGUCCAGUCCUUCAAAAACAAAUUGUUAAAGUAGCUGCUGUUCAUAUGGCUAAUCAAAAGUGCAUGUUCUGAUUUUUUCCUGUUUGUUUUGUAGCUGUGUAACAGUGCAACAUAUGCCAAAGUCAGUUUUGAGUUUUAGUGUAAGGUUUUAUGACUUUCAUAUUACAACAGUUGUAAUACUUGAUUGCUCUAGCGCAUGUAUUGAAAUUCUGCUUGUUUAUUGCUGCAUCAUUUUAAGAUUGUUAUUCUGGCACUUUGAGAACAGUUUUUUUUUACUCUAGCACUUUAAAAGCGUUUUUUUUAUUAUUAUUAUUUUUUUCAACAGUUUAAAAGCAUUUGUGUAUUUUACUCCAGCAUUUUAAAGGCAU